Cladophialophora yegresii CBS 114405 is the source of this 468-nucleotide messenger RNA. RefSeq lists its product as uncharacterized. Gene Ontology annotation, molecular function: ubiquinone binding. Gene Ontology annotation, cellular component: mitochondrion. The record is from RefSeq and is a predicted model, not a curated record. Bases 1 to 468 code for a protein of 155 amino acids. NCBI's taxonomy places the organism in Eukaryota, Fungi, Ascomycota, Eurotiomycetes, Chaetothyriales, Herpotrichiellaceae. Gene Ontology annotation, biological process: cellular respiration; ubiquinone biosynthetic process. The transcript has a single exon.
AUGAGCCAUACCAAGGUGUUGCCGUAUUCAUCUGCGGCGGUCUUUAAAGCCGUGUCUGAUGUUGCGGGCUACCCUAAUUUCCUGCCGUUCACGAUUUCCUCAAACGUGAAAUCACGAGAUCCAGCAGGCUAUCCCACACGAGCGAAUUUAAAGGUCGGCUACGCCAAGCUGGGGGUGGAGGAGGACUGGGAGAGUAUCGUGCGCUGCGAUCCGGCCAACGGAACCAUCGAGGCGAAGAGCAGCGAAGAGCACAGUAACGGGCUCUUCGAAGCUCUGUCUACGAAAUGGCAUAUUGCGCCUUCAGAGUCGGCAGGUGGAAGCACUGCCGUCAAGCUGGACGUGGUUGUCAAGUUCCGAAACCCGGUUUACGAUCAAAUGUUUGCUCAAGUUGAAGGCAAGGUGGCAAGCACCAUGAUCUCUGCUUUUGAGAAGAGGGUGGAAGAGCUUGAUCAGAAGCACAGACUCUGA